This is a messenger RNA of Linum trigynum, 3337 nucleotides long. The record is from the annotation of a GenBank genome assembly. NCBI's taxonomy places the organism in Eukaryota, Viridiplantae, Streptophyta, Magnoliopsida, Malpighiales, Linaceae.
CAUCGAAUACAAUAAGCUUCCAUAUGUUACGUGUAUUUCUCCGGUGAGAACCUUCACGCAAACGAUCAUCGUAGAUGUUGAAAGAUAAACUUAAGAAAGUGACUUAGAACAAAGAGAAUAUUUAGAGGAACGAAGAUAACUACAACUACUAAUGAAUUUCAAUCUUUAACAUUCAUUAAACUAGAGAAUAAGUACAUAUUUACAGGCAUAAAAAACCACCAAAAUCCCAAUCCUACAACUACAAGGUUGGCCGCCCUCUCUCCAUUUUUCUACCUAGAUUAUGAAACCCAACCCACAAGGAAAUAUUAAUUAACUCCUAAUCAAUAACACAAAUCCCACUUGAAUAAGGAAAACAAUAAUAAAGAUAAUUAAUAAUAAAAUACUAAGUAAUUAAAUAUCCAAGCCCAGGUCGAGACCCAAUAGUUACGAUGGCUUGAUUCUCGUAACACUAUACAUAAUCAUCGACAUCGAGAAUCUCAUAGAUAAACACAAUCAUGAGAUGAAAUCAUAGCAUUCAUUCACGUAACAAUAAUCAAGAUCACGUCCUAACACAAUCAAUUUUGACUAGCUACAUAGAGGAGAAGGAAGAUACCACAAUUGAUGAUGACAACAUCUCCUUAGCUGCAGACCCUCUACUUGGACUAAGAUAAGCAAUGGUGUAAAGUGUUACCGAGAUUUGUGUGUUUGUGCAACCUUACUCUUAUAUUGAAGUCAUGCCCUCUAUUUAUAGCGGAGAAUUCAUCAUAAAACAUCCUAAACUGACUAGGAAAGAGUCUCCUAAACCUAGUAGACUCAAGAAACUUCGUCAACAAGGCAAAGGAAAGGCGGCGGUAGGACAUCGGUUGGACCUACCGAUGUGUCUCUUCGUGGGUUGGGCAUCCUGAUCCAUACACUUCUAUACCUCAUGAUUUGGGCUGCAACUUGAGGGAGCGACGGUUUGGACCUGUUGCUUGGGCCACCACUCAUUCUUUCUUCAAAUUGGGCUAUUCUUCCUCUUAUGCGCUCGUCUUCAUAUAGUCUAGCGAAUUCUAGUCGACUUCUCCGUUAUUGGACCACUUCUUUCUCGUGAAACUCUUUAAUCUUCUCAUUAUAGCUCAUUUAGUCCUCUAGAGCUCUUCAACGUUUGAUUCAAUCUUCCUUAUGUUAAUUUGUACCUUCAAAAGCAUACUCAAAAGUCAUCCAAAUCCCACAUAUCUAAACAAACAAGUAAAUUGGGAAAAAUAACUCAUUUAAAUGAGGAAUUUAGACUCAAAUGACUCCUUGUUGGCUUUAUGUCGGUACAUUCACUAGAUUGGGCCUUUAGGAUACUUAGUCUGCUAAUCAGCGGCUUCUGCCCCUAAAACCUUUACUCCUCAUGAUAUGAGUUCCCACCAAGCUUGUCAACUCGGUUUAGCCCGUUGGUCCUGUCGAGCAAGUGGGCUGAGGGUUAGUGGGCCAACCGCUUUAUCCCGGAUAUAUGGUAAAAGUCAUUGUAUUGUUCAUACAUUUAUAAAUUAUAUAAAAUCUCAUCUAACAUAUGAGUUAUAACAUAUAUCAUUACAAUAAAUAUGUCGUACUUGGAUCUAAUAUAAAGUGAAAAUUCACACAUACUUAUAUAAUAUCAAUGUUCAACUUAUAAUUCCAAAGAAUGGGCUAGGCGAAAGAAAAGCCAAAAAAAUAUGCGCAUUUCACAAACCAAAGGAAAAACGAUGCCGUUUGACCUCCCGUCCAAUGCCUUGUAGCGGGUCGACCCGGGGGGUGUGUACGACCCGUUUUUCUCACUGUGUCAGGGUAAAAGUGGGCCAGUGAGUCGACCCACGGUUGACAACCUUGGUACCGUCUCGGCUAGCCCGAAAUGAAAUACCAGCGUGCGUGAGGUUCCGGUAGGGGUGUGCAACGGUUCGGUCCAAUCCAUAUCGGACCAAACUCAUAAGAACUGCGGUCCAUUAGUGAAAUACAUCUUAAGACCAAGGACCGAACCAUCAUUGUAUUCGGUCUAUCUGAUCUUGUUCAAUCCAAUACAAAUAUCAGUUCGAUCCAUCAUUUCUUCCAUAAUUGUAAAAUUCAUGUGGACCAAAAACCGGACCGCAUUAUACUCGGUCCGGUCCAAACUUCAAUUUGGUCCGGUACGAUUCGGGAAUCGUACCAUUGCAAUUUGCACACCCCUAGGUUCCGGGACACGCCUCCAGCGGAGUGCCAACAUUCGGUUGAAGUAGUUAAAACUUAAAAGUUAAAACUUAUAACUCAAAAUGAACAGGCUAUCAUCAAGCUCCAGCUACCCUCUCCGUCGGCAGGUCCUGCAAACGGAAGAUCGAUGCUCAGGGAAAGUAAAUUACCACUCAAGAGUUUGAAGUUCUGUCGGACAACGAAUCUCGGGAGGGAGGAGCUAAGAGAUGGGUGCCUCGGAAUCCACGCUCUCAAUCUCGGAGAAAUUCGCCGACGAGAUUACCACCGUUUCAGAGCGGUCCGAGAGCGUGGAUCUCCUCUCUGAGAAGCUGAAAUCGCUCAAAAUUACAAAGCCACUGCUGACAUCUUCUCCAAAGGAAGGCAGCUUGACUGACAUUCUGGUGAGGAAGCCGUCUUCUUCUACCACUCCUGGUAUAGUGGACCCUAAAGUGCUGCUGGACCUCUUCUCAAUGUACCGUGUUUGGCAGGAGGAACGGACCCAGGAGAUCAGCAAGAAUCAGGAGGAGAUUGAAAACAAGAUAGAAGUUGUGGAUGCUUUGGCACUCAAGCUUCUUCAACGGUUCAAUCACUCAGUCUCAACCAUGAGGACUACUUCUCAUCAUCUAUCAGGAGUUCAUAGCCUGAAGGUGGAGAUAGGUGAGUUAAAAGGGAGGCUGACAGAGGUGAUCAGCAAUUGUGAUGCGCUAUGCAAGAGAAUAACUACCGAGGGCCCAGAAUCCCUUUGUUCCUCUGUCAAGCCAUUCGUCGUGCCAACGCUUCCUGGAUCAAGCAUUAGCAAUAGCUCCUCUGCUGUUUCUGUGGAAAGUGUUCUACAUGGAAAUAAGCCUUCCAAUCAAAGCUAGGCUCUGAUUUCUUGGUUGAUGAUCGUAUUUAUUUAUGAACUCUGUUUGGGGAUUCAGAUGGAUACAGAUUGUCUAACUAGAGUGAAAAUGGUAAAAUUGAAGACUGUGACCAAGUCUUUUCAGCUUCUUUUUCUAUGUAUUUAGUACAGUGAGUGGCUGUCUGCUCUGUAUGAACCAUAUAAGAGUUUCAUUUGAAAGGAAACUGUACUGCCACCAAGAUCGUAUCUACCAUUCACAUUUAUCUGUUCAUAAACUGCCAGCAACGGCUCUCAUUGCAGAAAUGAAGCAAUGCAAUGACGACAGAACACAGGUGGAAUCUGAAACUUUUU